Messenger RNA from Motacilla alba alba, 679 nucleotides. It is a transcript of the gene NR2C2AP, whose product is annotated as nuclear receptor 2C2 associated protein. The transcript has 6 exons. The record is from RefSeq and is a predicted model, not a curated record. Lineage: Eukaryota; Metazoa; Chordata; Aves; Passeriformes; Motacillidae. Bases 120 to 542 code for a protein of 140 amino acids.
CGGAGGGGUGGCGGGGGGCACACGGAGCCGCCGUCCCGGAGCCCCCGCGGUGCCGAGGGCGGUACCGGACACCGGGAGCGGGGCGGCGGCUCCGCCUCUUCCUGCGGAGCGCGGCAGCGAUGCCCCUGGAGCCCCUGGUGUGUGCCCACACGGCCACGCGCGUGAGCUCCGUGCUGAACCGCGACGUGAAGCACUUCGGGAAGCAGCACCUGUUCGACGGCAGCGAGGAGACCUGCUGGAACUCGGACCAGGGCGCGUCCCAGUGGGUCACCCUGGAUUUCCCCCGCCCUGUCAAGGUCUCCCAGCUGCACAUCCAGUUCCAGGGGGGCUUUUCCAGCCGGCUGUGCACGCUGGAAGGCUGCAGAACGGGCGAGGAGCUGGUGAAAAUAUCCGAGCUGUACCCCCAGGACAGCCACGCCAUGCAGAGGUUCCAGGUGGAGCAGACGGUGCUGGACAGGCUGAAGAUCACCUUUGGCAGCAGCACGGAUUUCUUCGGCAGGGUGGUGGUUUAUCACCUGGGCGUGCUGGGGGAGAGGCUCUAGGGGGGCCCAUGGGUUUGUCCCCUCUCUGGGGGCUCUGAAAACCCCGCGAGGGGGAUCCCUGUCCCCUGAGGCGAGGCUGUGGUGGGGCACGGGCGUGGAAUGGGAUCAAUAAACGAUAUUCCUGCUUUUUCCUGGAA